This is a messenger RNA of Eurytemora carolleeae, 1521 nucleotides long. RefSeq names its product GDP-fucose protein O-fucosyltransferase 1. The record is from RefSeq and is a predicted model, not a curated record. The transcript has a single exon. Bases 7 to 1245 code for a protein of 412 amino acids. NCBI's taxonomy places the organism in Eukaryota, Metazoa, Arthropoda, Copepoda, Calanoida, Temoridae. Gene Ontology annotation, molecular function: peptide-O-fucosyltransferase activity. Gene Ontology annotation, biological process: Notch signaling pathway; protein O-linked glycosylation via fucose.
AAACUUAUGUUACAAUGUCUUAUACUUGUAUUCUUGUCCAUUGUCCUCAUUUAUCUAAUUGCAGAUUUUUUAAAAAUGAUCCGGGUGCCCGGGUUGGUUGGUGUUUAUCUCCUUCUCCCGGUCCUAUACAUUCUCCCAGUCUGUGUUGGAACACAGGAUUCGAACCCUGAUCCCCAGGGUUAUGUCAUGUACUGUCCUUGUAUGGGCAGAUUUGGGAACCAAGCUGAUCACUUUCUUGGGUCUCUUGGCUUUGCUAAGGGUUUAGAUCGGACCCUUGUUCUCCCUCCAUGGAUUGAGUAUCAGACAGGACGAAGAGGAUCUGUAAUGGUUCCGUUUGAUUCUUAUUUCAAUAUUACAAAAGUCUCAGAAUUUCAUAGGGUUGUCACGAUGGAGUACUUCUUCGACCACCUGGCCGGCAGCGUUUGGCCGCCGGGAGAAAGAAUAUCGUUCUGCUAUGGUGAAAGAAGAGGACCUAUAGAGCAGUCUUGUAACGCAAAAGAUGGCAACCCCUUCGGACCGUUCUGGGACACCUACAACGUUAGUUUCGACCGGAGUGAGAUGUACGGCCCUCUGUCCUACGACGUGUAUCACCAGGAUGCCGGAACUGUUUGGAACCGGAACUAUCCUCCGGAGAAGUUUCCUGUUCUAGCGUUUACCGGAGCUCCAGCAUCAUUUCCGGUUCAACUGGAUAACGUUAAGCUCCAGGAGUUUGUGGUGUUUAAUGAGUUCUGGCGAGGUUUAGCAGAGAACUGGGUGAAGAGGAAUCUACCUAAAGGUCCGUUUGUCGGAAUUCAUCUGAGGAACGGGAUGGAUUGGGAUAAAGCCUGCGAGCAUAUAUCUUCAAGUAAUCAUCUCUUCUCCUCUCCACAAUGCCUCGGGUAUAGAAAUGAAAACGGAGAACUAUAUCAGGAACUCUGUAUCCCAUCUGACUCCACUAUCGUUAAACAGAUCAAGAAGGCUGUGAAGAAGGUGGGAGCUGUGGCGAUAUUUAUCGCUAGUGAUAACGAUUUCAUGGUUCGGCUCCUCUCUGAGAAGUUAAAGAACCUAGGCGUGUCUCUUCAUCAUCAGGAUGAAGGGGACUCAAUACCCCACCUAGAUCUGGCAAUCCUAUCCCGGAGCAACUUCUUUAUUGGAAACUGUAUUUCAUCCUUCUCCGCGUUUGUUAAACGGUCCCGGGAUGUCGAGGGUCUUCCUUCAGGAUUCUGGGGAUACCCUCGGCCAAGGAAUACUCAUGACGAACUCUGAUGACUCCGAUGAAACAACCAAAUGAAAAAAUCUAAACCGUCCAUCACAAAAAAGUACCUAAAAUAUUUCCGAACUUUUGUGAUAGUUCUAUGAAUGUUGAAACUUGUAAUCUACAUAUUUUGUAAAAAUAUUCUUUAAACUUUUAAAAAUCUUCUGAAGAAAAGUUUUCUCGUUAACUAUAAACGUUACAACGGUUAAAUUUCUGGUAAAAUAUUGCUCAAAUCUACUAUUAUGUACAAACAGUUAAAUAUAUUAAGUGUAAACAGUAUUAUUAAA